AUGGAAAACACAAAUGUUUCCAGCAGCGAUACGGGAAAAAGAGGUCUGUUUGUUUGGCGUGAACAUCACGAAAUGGGUUUACUACGGGAAGUGCUCACACAUGAGCCUUAUAGAUUUCGUUUUGGCUCAGUAUGGACAGGGGCAGUAUGGACAGCCAUAGCUUGUCAGCUGGAAGAUAUGGGGAUGAAAGUAAACCAACGGUCAGUGCGAGAGAAAUUCACCGGAAUGAUGACAAGUUUUAAGAAAAAGGAGGCACAAGAAAAGAGAGCUAGUGGUGUGGAUGUCGACUUCACGGAGAAAGAUCAGGUAUUGUUGGAUAUCAUGGAGAGAAUGGAGGAAUGUGAGGAAGAGAAUGAGCAAGAAAGGCAGAAGGAAAAUUAUGACAAAGAAACUGGAGCGGAGACGAGGAAGCGAGCGGUCGAGAGGCUAGGAGAGACAAGGGGAAACGACCCAAUGUGGAAGGAGAAGAAGGAGGAACACCGGAAGGGAAACGGAAAAGAAGUGGAGAGCUGGUGGAAGUACUAA
Messenger RNA from Paramuricea clavata, 525 nucleotides. Lineage: Eukaryota; Metazoa; Cnidaria; Anthozoa; Malacalcyonacea; Plexauridae. The record is from the annotation of a GenBank genome assembly.